UUGAUUUUGCAGAAGACAGCCACAAAUCUCCAAAGCCAGGACUGUGUUGGCCACAAUGAAGCCUUGUUUCACCUUGUUCUUUUUACUGUGCUGUGGCAUCACCCUUCAUGCAGAGAUUGCUCAGCCGUACACUUCUUCCUAUUCUGGGGAGUACGGGAAGGCAGGAGGACAGCGCUUCUCUCAUUCUGGAAACCAACUAGAAGGACCCAUAACUGCCAUAAGGAUCCGGGUUAGCAGUUGGUACAUUGUGGGCUUGCAGGUCCGUUACGGACGGGAGUGGAGUAACUACGUCGGUGGCACUUCAGGAGAUCUGGAGGAAAUCUUCCUGUUCCCAGGGGAGUCCAUCAUCCAAGCAUCUGGGAAAUACGACAGUUAUCUCCGCAAACUCGUCUUCGUCACUGACCAGGGGCGUGUCUUUCCUUUCGGCAAAGAUAAAGGCACUAGUUUCAAUGGGGCGCCCCUCUUCCCAAACACCGUCCUGCGUUAUGUCAGUGGCCGCUCCAGUUCUGCCAUUAACGCCAUUGGCUUCCAUUGGGAUAAGUACCCUGGCAGUUGCAAAAGUUGUGGCAAGUGAGGGGACAGAAGAACAAGAGAGGACUUGACCAACAGGAUGGAGAGAGAACAGCAUAGCAGAAAGGCAACCAUCUUUUCCUUGCCCGCUGUCAAUGAGGUUAGGGCAGUGUUGUCCAAACUUGGCCACUUUAAGAUGAGUGGACUUCAACUCCCAGAAUGCUGGGAGAAUGGCUGGCUGGGGAAUUCUGGGAGUUGAAGUCCACUCAUCUUAAAGUGCCCAAGUUUGGACAACACUGGGUUAGGGUAAUAAAUUUGUUCAGCCCCCUCAACAUCCAAGGAUACUCUUUCACCAGCCUGCCCGGUCCUGUUCCCAGCUGUCUGUCUCUCUACAGAUGCAUAUUAUACCUCCAGACCAGAGCAACAUUGUUCUUCCAACAUGUUUCCCACCCCUCUUUUAUCAUGAAAGGGAAGGGAAAGAAAAGCAACUACCAUCUGCUUCAACUUUGCCCCAUCGCUUUGGAGCUAUUCUUCCCUCAAAGGACCAGCCGGCAAUCAGUGUUGACCAAUAAAAGGCAAACUGGAAACAAA
This is a messenger RNA of Python bivittatus (Burmese python), 1101 nucleotides long. It is a transcript of the gene ZG16, whose product is annotated as zymogen granule protein 16. The record is from RefSeq and is a predicted model, not a curated record. Lineage: Eukaryota; Metazoa; Chordata; Lepidosauria; Squamata; Pythonidae.